Molecule: messenger RNA, 1766 nt
Organism: Ceratosolen solmsi marchali
Lineage: Eukaryota; Metazoa; Arthropoda; Insecta; Hymenoptera; Agaonidae
Product: cysteine sulfinic acid decarboxylase
Exons: 8
Coding region: 240-1724 (494 amino acids)
Biological process (GO): carboxylic acid metabolic process
Cellular component (GO): cytoplasm
Molecular function (GO): pyridoxal phosphate binding; carboxy-lyase activity
Source: RefSeq, a predicted model, not a curated record
UAGCCUAAGGGAAUAAUUUAGAAAGAGGAGUCUCGGCGUCGUGGCGUUGCGGUCCUCAUGUAUGGCCGUGACGACGAGAAGCAACGUUGGCGCGUGCCGGUGACGACGGACUUUUCCCUCUCGGCUGGCCGUUGAUGCGGUGGGGGUCGGCCGGACUCGCAAGUACUCCGUAGCUUCGCUGGGAAAUAAAGGCCCACGGCUCUCACUCUCUCUCUACGGCUGCGUGGGUAAACGGCGCGAUGGCCGCUGGCCCGAGUGCCGUCGAGGCGAAGGGCGUCCUGCGCGACAUCCUCGAGGCCCUUGCCGAGUGCGAGUUCUUCGAUACGGGAGCCGAGCAGCCGAUCGUGCGCUUCCUUCAUCCAGCCGAGCUACAGCGAGAAUUUUCCGCACAAUUGGGCGAGAAUGGGGCUAAUCAAGAGGAAAUACAUCAAAUUGUACGGCAGAUCGUCCAAUACUCCGUGAGAACGUUCAGUCCGCACUUUCACAAUCAGCUUUUUGCCGGCAUCGACGUCUAUGGCCUCGCUGGCGCUUGGCUCACCGAGGCACUAAAUACAAGCCAGUACACGUACGAGGUGGCGCCUGUCUUUACGCUCCUGGAGCGCGAGGUACUCGCCCAGUCCCUGGCACUGGUCGGCUAUCCCCCGAUGCCCGAGGCCGACGGCAUCGUCUCACCAGGAGGCAGCCUCUCCAACAUGUACGGCAUUGUCCUCGCCCGCUACCACUACUUCCCAGAGGUCAAGAGCAAGGGCCUGAACGGGCUGCCGACCCUCGGCCUCCUUACAAGCGAGGACGGCCACUAUUCCAUCACGAAAGGCGCGCACUGGCUCGGUAUCGGCACCGACAACAUCUUCAAGGUGAGAUCCGAUGAGCUCGGACGCAUGGACGUGAACGACUUAAAAUCCAAGAUUGUGGAAGCGCGGAAGAGGGGGUGUGUACCAUUUUUCGUGAAUGCGACUGCUGGUACGACGGUUCUAGGGGCAUUCGAUCCGUUGGAGGAAAUAGCGGCUAUUUGUCGGGAGGAAAAUAUUUGGCUCCACGUUGAUGCUUGCUUGGGCGGCACACUUUUGCUAUCGAACAAUUAUCGCAAUCGCCUCGCAGGGAUCGAACAGUCGAACUCCGUAUCGUGGAAUCCUCACAAAAUGCUCGGGGCACCCUUCCAGUGUUCCUUUUUCCUUGUCAAGGGCAAGAAUGCCCUGCACGAGGCGAAUUGCGCCGGGGCCAAGUAUCUUUUUCAGCAAGACAAGUUCUACGACGUGUCUUGGGACACGGGAGAUAAGAGCGUCCAGUGCGGCAGGAAGACAGACGCCUUGAAGUUAUGGCUGAUGUGGAAAGCUCGGGGCACCGCGGGAUUACGGCACUCCGUCGACGUAGCUAUGGAGGCAGCCGAGUACUUUUUCCAACUUGUUAAAAAUCGUCCGGGAUUCAGGAUGGUACUUCCUAAGUAUCAAGGAUCCAAUAUCUGCUUCUGGUACAUACCGCCAAAAAUGAGAGGUAAAUUAGAAAACGAAGAGUGGCACAAAAAGCUGCAUAAAAUUGCGCCAGAUAUUAAGGAACGAAUGAUCAUGAAAGGGACGCUGAUGAUCGGCUAUACACCGAUGGUUCACAAAGGAUACGAGAACUUCUUUCGCAUGGUUGUCAACUGCCAGCCUCCACCAACUCACGAGAAUAUGAACUACGUUAUCGAACAAAUUGAACACUUUGGCGAAGAUCUUGGCGGCGACUGACGGAAAAGAUCCGGUUUUGCUCUUGAUCGUUCAUCUUGGCAU